AUGGCGAAAAGGGAAAUUUUUAUACUUCUGGUGAUCCUCGCUUGUGCGUUUUCAAAUGAGCUCGAAGAUAUUGAGCAGAAGAAGCGGGGGGCGGGGAAGGCGAAUCCCCUGAACUCGAUACCAACGGGAGCUCAGAAGCCGGACUACAGUUAUAACCUUUAUUCCCAGAGCCAGAGCGCUCAAAGUCCUUCGCAAUCUUACCAAGCUCCCGCCCAGAACUCCUUCUAUCCAAGUCAAGAUAACUCCUACUAUAACUCCAAUUCCGGGGAAACGUCUAACCCAACCCAAUCCCAAAUAAGUACCCAAAGCACCCACUCGCAAUUCGUACCAAUUAACUUCGUACCCAACCCAGGGUACCAGACCAAAUAUCAGUUGGUACCAGCAAAACCUGGUGGCAAUAUUCAGCUGGCCAUCGUACCAUCACCCUACCAAACUCCUCCCAUCGUGCAAUACCCUCAAGGUCUAUUCGCAAAUCCAGGCCACGGCCAGAGCCCUCCAAUACUCCCUAUCGGUACACCAGGUCACUAUGCGUUCAACCCUAACAUACCUGGAUUAUCACUCGGCGGUCCUUUCAGCCAACCAUCUAUGAUUCUUCUUCCGCAAUCCAACCCUUCUUUGUACAACAAUCUUCUUUACCCUAACCCGAGUCAGAGCUUCUACAACUACUAUCCUUCAAAUUCCCAGGCUAAGUACAGCUAUACCUCAGGAGUAUCUCCUUCAGAAUACGAUAAGGGUUCCGUCCAAAAUGUCCAGAAGGAUGAAUCAGAUGUGAACGCUCAAAAUAGUGAGUAUAUAUCUCCAUCGGACGCGAGCUCAGCCUACAAGAGUAAUUAUAGUCGUCGCAGUGCGUUUACCAAGUAUAAGUGA
Molecule: messenger RNA, 867 nt
Organism: Aricia agestis (brown argus)
Lineage: Eukaryota; Metazoa; Arthropoda; Insecta; Lepidoptera; Lycaenidae
Exons: 2
Coding region: 1-867 (288 amino acids)
Source: RefSeq, a predicted model, not a curated record